Empidonax traillii (willow flycatcher) is the source of this 5385-nucleotide messenger RNA. It is a transcript of the gene LIFR, whose product is annotated as LIF receptor alpha. The transcript is spliced from 22 exons. The coding region runs from base 549 to 3815 and encodes 1088 amino acids. Gene Ontology annotation, cellular component: external side of plasma membrane; membrane. Gene Ontology annotation, molecular function: cytokine receptor activity; protein binding. NCBI's taxonomy places the organism in Eukaryota, Metazoa, Chordata, Aves, Passeriformes, Tyrannidae. The record is from RefSeq and is a predicted model, not a curated record. Gene Ontology annotation, biological process: cytokine-mediated signaling pathway.
UUCCUGUCGGCGCUGCGCACUGCUGCCCGCCGGAGCUGGGGCCGCCGGGAGCGCGCACAGCCCCCGCACCCGCGGAAUGCGACCGCCACAGGGCACGGCGAGGCGGCGGCGGCACCCUUUUGAAACAUGGGACCUUGGGAGGGCUGUCCAGAGUCCCUUUUGCAUUUGGGGAGCAUCCAGACAUGCUGGGCGCCUCACUGCGCACUGGCUGUGCAAGGACUCCGACGCAGUGGAGACAGAGCUUGCUGUGUCUGUUUUGAGUGAUUGAAUUUCUAAUGUGUGCAGAGAUCGUGUUUGAAAACGGAUCUCUCAGAGCCUCUGAGGUAGUUCUGCAAAGAACGUUAUUCCCUUGUUAAAAUUCAACGUGUGUAUCUCAUGUGACUGUCCAGUUCAUUAUUCAGCUCUCCCAAACUGAAGACUGAGGACCAAGCCUGUCACAGGCUCCUACAGUUGGGCUCCUGCCAACAGUGCAAAUAACUGACCAGCUUGUUGGAAGAUGACGUUUAUUCCUGCUUAAAGCUGCUGUUCUGAAAACAAACAGUAGAAGAAUGUGGAAGAAUUCAAGCCUCCGCUGCCUUUUAGCACUUGCUAUUUUAUGCUUAAGAAACUUAGUAUAUUGCCAAGAGAUAGGUUCUCUAGGGCACCCCCAGAAUUUGAAAUGUGUAACGCACAAUUUACACAAAAUGAUCUGUACUUGGGAUGUGUCUCCUAGAAGAAGACACGGACAAACUGACUUUUGCUACACUACCAAUGACCUCCCCACUCCGGUGUGUUUUAAAACUAAGGAGAAAAGGGUUGAGAUUCCAGUCCCACAUAGCUCCAGCACAGUGACAAUAACCACAAACAGCAUCUCUGAAACGAAAGAAUUUAGAAUUCACAAGAAAGAUGUGUUGUUUAUUCCUGUCACUCCACGCAUUCUUAGUUUAACGCCUGACUUUUCAACUUCCACAUUAAAUCUGAAGUGGAAUGAUAAUGGAUCACUCUUCCCAGAUGGACUGGAUGCUGUUUGGCAGAUUCAGAUACUCCGAAAAGAAACAAUGGAAAAAGUCACACAAGUUACUUACCACUCAAAACUGACUCAUGAAGACAUCAUUCUUUCUUGGAACUGGACAUCAGAUAUGCCUUUGGAGUGCACAUCGCACUAUGUGAAGAUUCGCUGUUAUAUUAAUGCAACACAGUUUGUUGGCCUCAAAGAGUGGAGUGACUGGAGCCCAGUAGAAAUGAUCCCUGGAAAAGAUACCGAUCCCAGUGAGAGUGGAGUGUUUCCUCUGGACACUGUGGUGGCAGUAGGUUCAGAUGUGACAUUUUGUUGUGUCCAUGAAGAAGGUCAGAACAUUACAAAUAUGAGUUAUGGAUCGAAGCCCUACCCAAUGAUACAGCUGAGCAGUCGGAGCCAUGCAAUCAGAGUACUAAAUGCCAGUGCUUCAGAUACCAGUGGCACAAAUGUAGUGUGCAGACUCAACAACGGAAUGAUGGAGGGAACUGUCCUGUUUGUAGGAUAUGCUCCUGAUAUUCCCCAAAACCUCAGCUGUGAAACACCCAAUUUCCAGAUAAUAAAAUGCACCUGGAAACCUGGCAGACCCAGUGGACUGUAUGGCAAACGAAGAACAAAGUACAGUUUAUUUGAAAGAACAUCUGGUAAAAAUGUUUCAUGCGAAGUCAGUGAAAUGAACAGAGAGCGUGUCUGUGGCUUUCCAGUACUGCCUGAUCAAAAAACCUAUGAUUUCAUAUUAGGCGUCUCCAAUCCCAUUGGGCAAGCAGAGUCAUCUCUUUCGGUUGAUAUAACUCAAAGAGUUCAUCCAAAAACCCCAGAAAAGUUGACUGUUUCUGAAAACAACUCUACAGGCAUUCAUCUGCGUUGGUUUAUAAAUGGCAGCUUUGCUCAGAUCAGGCUUCUGUGUCAAAUUGAAAUUAGCAGUGGUCACUCUGAGCAAAAACUACACAAUGUCUCCAUGCCUGGUGGGAAAUCCUCGACUUACACAGCUCAUCUGAAUCCAUUACGCCCCUAUACGAAAUACCAGUUCAGGGUGCGCUGUUCAGCUGCUGACCAUUUCUGGAAGUGGAGUGAGUGGAGCAGGGUAAAAGAGUACACAACAUCAGAAGCCCCUCCUGCAAGAGGACCAGACAUCUGGAGAGAGAGAAGUCCUUCUGGAGAAAGUCUGAAAAUCUUCUGGAAGCCCUUAUCCCUUUCUGAAGCCAAUGGAAGAAUAGUGUCUCACGAAGUGUCCUGCUACCUGCUAGAGACACCACUGGUGCAUAAAGUAGUCACUGAACCCUCAAACAGUACUGAGAUAAAACUUGGAAAAAAUGACUGUGAAAUUAGUGUUGUAGCCAAAAACCAAGCAGGCUCGUCGCCUCCUUCAAGGAUAACAAGCGUGGAGCUUCCAACUGACAAUAUCAUAACAGGACAGGCCGUGGCAAUGGGGAAUGGAAUUAAUGUUUCUUGGGAUUCUUACCCCAACGUGACCUGUGGCUACAUAGUAAAAUGGUGUCAUUCAUCUGGGUCUGAACCCUGUAGUGUGGACUGGCAGAAAUUUCCUUCAAAUACAACAAAUGCAGUGAUAAAAUCUGCUCUGUUUAAACCUGGCGUGAGAUACAACUUUUCAGUGUAUGGCUGCAAAUCCACUGGAUAUCAGUUGUUGAAAAACAUAACUGGGUAUAUGAAAGAGCUGCCGCCAAAAAGUGCACCAAAUUUUACUGUCGAAGAAACUUCUUCAGAUUCUAUAUUGGUAAAAUGGGAAGAUAUUCCUAUUGAAGAAUGCCGAGGGUUUCUAAAGGGGUAUCUUCUUUCCUUUGCAAAAGGUGAAAAGGAUGCUAUAAAGCCUAGACUUUCAGAAUCAGGGAAUCCAGAACUUAAAGUGAACAAUAUCACUAACUUAACACAGAAGUCUAUGAAAAUACUUGAUCUUCAAGGCAAAACAAGUUACCAGCUGGAGCUACAAGCCUACACUGCUGGUGGGUUGAGCCCUCCAAACAGCCUCUAUGUCGUGACAAAGGAGGACUCUGUAGGAUUAAUCAUUGCAAUUCUCAUCCCCGUGGCAGUGGUGGUGCUGCUUGGAGUGAUGGCCAGCAUCUUGUGCUACCGAAAGAGGGAAUGGAUUAAAGAAACAUUUUAUCCAGAGAUCCCAAAUCCUGAAAAUAGUAAGGCACUGCAGUUUCAGAGGAACAUCUGCGAGGGGAAUAAGACGCUUAAAACACUGGAAAUGAACCCAUGCACCCCGAAUAGUGUUGAAGUGGUGGAAGCACAGUCUGCAGCUCCCAAGAUCGAAGACACGGAGAUGAUGUCCCCAGCAGCAGACACCACUGUGCCUGAAGAUGGCUCUGACUCAGAAAUGGAGAAUCAUGUUGUUGUGUCCUACUGCCCCCCUAUCAUUGAGGAGGAGCUCUCAAAUCCCCCUACAGAUGAACCUGGGGGGUCAUCUCAGGUGGUUUACAUUGACAUUCAAUCAAUGUAUCAGCCUCAAAUUAAAUCAGAGGAGGAGCCAGAAAUAGACGUAGUGACUACAGCAGGCUAUAAGCCACAAAUGCAGCUGUCUGUCAGUGCUCUGAACACAGAGAGCCGCUCACCUGUGGAGGAAGAAUUGGAUAAAACUGCAGGUUACAGACCUCAAGCAAACACAAAUGCCUGGAACAUGGACACUCCGGACUCUCCUGGAUCAGUUGAAAGCAACAAUGAAAAUGCAUCCUUUGGGAGCCCAUGCUCCAUUAAUUCCCGACAGUUUCUUCUUCCCCCAAAGGAUGAUGAAGACUCUCCUAAACCCAUUAACAUAGGGUGGUCCUUCACACAUUUUUUUCAGAACAAACCAAAUGAUUAAUAGUGAGUCCUUGUUGCUCCUGAACCUGCCUUCCAAAUAAGCUUUUAUUCCUGAUGUUGUAAAGAAAGCAAGAAGAAAAGUGCAAAGAGCAUGAAAUAUUCUUGGAGACAGUCAGCAGAAGUUCUAGUGAGCUGAAUGUUAUCAUGUUUGAGAUAGUGAAAGUGUUAAUAUUCCAUUGUAAUAGAUGCCGAAAGGCCAAAGUUAUAGCAAUUUAGUUAUUACUCUAGUAAAAUAUAUUGGAUAUAAGGGGUAUUGGGUUUAGAGCCCUUAUAAUCAUAGUCAAAGAACUCUGCCUACCUUCACAUAGUGCUCCAAGAUUAAGUCUCAUGCAGCUUAUAACUUGGAAAGACUGCUUUGCUUUGUUGUAGUUGUUCUCAACCACGCAGACUCAAAUGAUGCAGCCCCAACAGGUUUCCUUACUAAAGUUUUCAUUUAUCACAAAUCUCAUCUUAAUACACAGAAACAGUGUAGUUGGAAACUGUUGAGAUCUUUUACCUAGUUAUAAACCAAAUGAGAGUGCUAUUUUUAUCUUCUCCCAUAUGGAAGGUUAUUGUCACUGUUUAACACUUCUGAAGCAAUGGCCAUUCAAACCUGUUGCUUUUUAACUAGACACUAGUUUCUGUACCUACUGUACAAUGUUUAUUCAAUGUUUGACUCAGGAGUACAAACUUGGGGAAAAAAAGUGUAACACUGAUUGAAACCUCAAUAAGAACUGCAUAAAGUUUAAUUAUUUUUUUUUUUAACUUAGGAUGCUCUAUAUUUUUCUGUCCUAUGGUUAAGGAGUUAAUCUUUCCUAAGGUGUUGCACUAAUACAUUUUGUAUUUCAUAGCUUCUGCUCCAGACAUCCUGCUUCAAAGUGGUACAGUAUUCCAUUCACCCUUUGUGUCCAGCAGUCUUUGCACUAUGUGGUAAUUUAAGCCAUGAGGAAAUCUCUGUCCACUCACAUUAGCUGUCCAAGCAGUUUGGCAUGUGAAAUUAGAGGUAGUAGUACUAGCUCCUUGAGAGGAAAUUGCUCUUUUGAUGGUCUUUAUUAUAUUAGCUUUGUAUUACCUGCUGCCCGGCUGAUCUUAAGUGUCUACCCCACAGGACCUCCUAUUCAAAUCCUACCUGGGAGUACAAGGUAGGAUCUCUCUAGUGGCAGGGAGAAACCCAAGGAGGUUUUAGUGCGGCUAUUUCUACCUCUCCUUUACCAGAUAUGUGAUGCAAAGAAAGAUUAAAUGAUGUACAUUUUUGUGCUUAAAGGAGUGUUCAGAACAAUCAUCUUUUAACAUGCUUGUUUUCGCUUAUGCAUCUCUAGACAGCUGUAACUGUAGUAUUUCACUGUGUAAACUUCAGACUGUGGCAUACAUGGAUUUCACUAGUUUACAGGAGAAACUUUCUAACUUACCUGUUCAUUACUGUAAAACACAGUGAUGAGGUGUCAGGUGUUAAACAGCUUGAUCAAAAGGGUCUCCAUAAAGUCCUAACCAAUUUUUUUUCAGAUCUCCAUUUCCUUAGCUACUUUGUGGUAAUUGCAGCAAUGGAUGGUGCAGUUUCAGCUGUUGGCAUGUCUCUGCCAUCUUCGUAGAAU